AAUGAGUACCUGUGCUGCCUUUCCUGACCCACCUCUGUCGACUCUGCGUGUGUGUGCGUGUGUGUGAUAUCUGUGUGUGUUUUCCUCCCUUCCCACCCACUCACACACUCUCCCGUUAUUUCAGAGCGGCUGUGGCUGAUACUCGACUUUACCUGUCCGGGUUGCACACCUGAGCGGACUCACCUGUCCGGGCGAGGACGGACUUUUCCACACCUUCUGGAUCCGGAGCUGCAAAGAAAACCAGAUUGAGAGGAAAGAAGGAAGGAAGGAGCGCGAGGAGAAACAGAGAGAUAAAGCGGCUCGAGACUUACGAAACGAGGAAAAAAAGGUGUCAGGAGGAAGGAGAGGGACCGACACUCACCUUCCAUUUUUCGGCUUCCAUAUUUGGAGUUUCCUGCUUUUCAGAACCGAGAAGACGCUUUCCCUCCCGCGGGAGAAGUCUCGGUUUUUACCGGAACAUGCCGAGGGCCUUUCUGGUGAAAAAGGCGAACGUUUCGCCGGGAAAGCGGAACUGGAGCGAGCUGCCCGAUCAUGAACGAGGCGACGUCUACAUCCCAGGUGAGUCCACGCUGCAAGAAGUGAGACACAAUCGUGGUCAAAAUGGGAGAAAAGACGGUUUAGAUGUCGGGUUUGGCGCGUGUUUUGGCGCUUUUUACGCACGGAUCUGAGGGUUUGAGGGACUUUUUGGACGAAGGAGGAGUGUUGAGAGAGUGGCUGGUGGGGAGGGGGUCGGGUUGGGAUUGUAACGGGGCAGCUGCGAGUCCGGGGAAACCGAAUAACGGGAAACACAGCGGGCCGUGGAGAGCCUGAUGGAGCGGCGUAAUUCCGCAUUUUGGCGAAUUUUACUACAAAUUUAAGACGAUUUACCUUAAAAAUAAUUAAAAAACAUUACAAACUAAAUAUAAAGUAUGCUAUUUCAGAGUAAAAAUAGUCAUAUUUUAAUUCUGGUUUCAUAUAUUUAUAUUUUUUUGACAUUUCAGUGGGUGUUACGGCCUUUAAGUUAUCAGAAGGCCCGUUGCUUUUCUCAGGUCGACCUUCAACCCCAGAUUGCAGCUUUCCUCCUUCUACAGCUCGACUCUCAUACAGACAUAAUCCAAACUUUUAAUGUCCACAAUCAGGAAUGUUUGAGGAUUAAAUCUCUGAAUAUAAAUGUUUGAUUUUGGCAGAAUAAAAAGGGGAAAUAUUUUAUGUGCAAAACAAGAAGAUUUGGAGUUUCUGUUUUUAUGAUGGUGCAGAAACGAUUGAUACAAAAGAAAGAUAUUGAUUUAAAAAUUAAACUUGAAUAAUUUAAGAUUAUGAGAACAAAAACUGGACAAAUUAAGUAUAAAAUCUGUUCAGGAAACUUCGCUAAAGUGUGCAGAAGUUAAAUCGAAAAAGAAAUCCUGAGUCAGCCUGUCAAACCGACUCUCUGCAUCUUUAGCAUGUAAAUGAGAAGUAAAGCGAGUCCACCUCUCCGAGAACAAUCCUCUUUGUUGCCACCGGCGCAGGUUUUAUUGUAAGACCACGUCCGUAUCAGAUAACAAGUAACGGACUACACCCUCUACCUCUCUAACCAUCCCCCCUUCCUCUCUCCCUCUCUGUGUCCAUCACCGUUAGCUUUUAAUCAUUGACUUGUACAUCCUCUCCUCUGGACGAACCGAGUGAAUUCUGGAAGAAGUGCUUGGAAACGAAAGAAGGAACCGUUUCAUAAUCUUUGCAGAGGCGUAUCGUCAGUUUAAGAGAGUAAAAACAGGUUUUGUAGCGCCAAAUUUAAGCCUCAAACUUCCUCAAAAACACUUAAAUGAGAAUUAGAAGGUCAAACUCAUGAGAACACGUCCGUAAGUCUAAAAACGAAUCUGUGCGUCUGUGCGUAAUUACGCGGACUCAACACUCCCAGCAACGGUUUGAGCUCCAGUUUCAGGUAUGUGCCGUUACUUGACGUACCUGCCUAACGUGUGUUUUUGUGUUGAAGGCGGACACACACUCUCACACACACACUCACAUAAGCACAGUGACACACAGAGAGGUAUGAUAAUUGGCCCCAUGCAGAAACAGACCUGAUGAUGAUGAUGAUGAGGAGGAGGAGGACUUUGGCGAGGCCUCAGAUGCCUCCAGUUUGGACAGUGUUUUUGUGUUGAAGUUUAUUUUUAAAGCCUGAACCACAAACAUGCGCCAGAGCCGGUUUCUGUUGGGUCACAGGACCGAAAUGAGCCGGGUUCAACCCUCCCAGACAACCAACAAGAGGAUCAACAGCUUCUACCUGAACAGAGAUGGUUUAUUAGAAGUCAGUCCUUCAUGAACAAAGAGGCACAAAUGUAAUUAUGUUCAAUUUUAAUGUAAGAAAUAAAAAUGUUUCUAUGUAAAUAUUUAUCUUACAGAAAACUUUCAAUAUGAGUCAUAAAAGUUUAAUUUUCUGUUAUAAAACUGGGCAUUUAAUUGGUGUUACAGCAGGUUAUAUAAGACACUUUUAGAAGCAUCAUAAAACUAUUUAAGCAAACAGAAAAAAAUAUAAUCUAAUAAUAAAGUUCCUGCAAUAAAAGGGUCCAAAGGUUUGGUAUAAGAACAACUGAGCAUCAUUCUUAUGAGAAUGAAUUGUUACAGAUUAUUUUUACAAAAAGUUCUUAGUAAAAAGAGCUCAAAAUUUGAAUCAAAAAGUUUAAACUUUUUGAUUUUGAUUUUUUUUCAUGACAGAAGAUUAGAGUUAUAUUAAAUAAGAAAAAAAAGAUGUCAGAAAUAAAAUCGUAGAAUGAAAAAAUAGUUAUAUAAAAUUUGGCAAAAAGUUUGAGUUUUCUUCAGACAUAAAAAGUUAUAUUUUUCAGAAAAUAAAGUAGAAAUUAAAAAAGACAAAAUUGGAAAAGUAACUAGAACAAAGUUGUAAGAUUAUAAAAACAAACUUGUAUCUUUCUUUCCUUUUUUUUUUAUUUAUCUCAAACUUUAAAAACAAAAAAAAAAAAACACCUGGAAACAAAACCACCGAACAAUAUAGUGCAUAUGUACACCGAACAACUGUACAUUUUAAAAAAUAAACAGUUUUUAGAAGGAACAGAAUGAAGCAAAGAGCUUGUAUGAAAUUAAAAUUUUAGUUAUACAAGAUUAAAGUCUUAAUAUAUUUGGAAACAAGAUGAAAGUUUUAGAAUUCAGUGAUUUUUUAAAAACGGCUAAAAAAAGAACUUAAGUAGCAAAAUUUUUUAUAAUUUUUUAGCGGGUGAAUGGCUGUUAUGAGUUUUAGGAUGAAAUAAAAUAUCAGUAUUUAUAACCAUCUAUAUUUUAUACAUAAUGUGUCUAUGGCCUUAAAGUCUGAUGUUUCAAAGUGUUUUCAAAAAACAUCCAAAAUUUUUCAAGUCAUUUCAACAAAAAGUCUUUAAAUAAUUUAUGGAAUAGAUCCAACACUUUAUUUUUUGUUAACUCAGUGGAACUAGAUGAGCAUAAGUGCUAAAAACUGCAGUUCCUCAACUGUCCACUUGGGGCUGGCUCCAGUAGUUGAGGGGUUCCCAUUGACUCCCAUGUUAAAUCGUCCACUUUAUCAGCAGCGUUUAACGGGUUUACAGACCAGUAUGAAAACGGUUCUGGUUCGAGAAGCUCAUUUAUUUAUUCACACACAUGAAACAUAAACUUAUUAAAUUAAUAUUUAAUCAAAACUUUCAUAUUUGUUCGUAUUCUCUGUUUGAAACUGAGCGUCUCUGUUCCUCGAGGUUAGUGUUUAUUGGCUGGGUGGAAAUGUAACGGACCCUAUACUGACAACCUCCUGCUGGAGACAGUACGCCUUGAGCAAACACACUCUAACACACACACUGACACACACUAACACACACACACACCUAAUGUUUGGUCAAGUUAUCAGCCUGUUGUUGGCUUUUAUUCCUCUCGGAGCUCGUCUAACGGAUAUGGGAAAUAUGAAAGAGGACUGUAAAGAGCUGAACCACCUCUCCCCUAAACCUCGGUCUGAAAACAGUCAGGGGUACUUUGAACCUCUUUCACACACACACACACACACACACACACACACACAAUUACUCAUGCACACACACACUCUUAAUUUAUCGUGGAGGGAAGAAGGCGGGGCGAACAAACAAUCCAAGAUGAGAUUAAAUGUCCGGCAGUCGUCACCACAGAGACUAUCAGCACAGAGGAAUAAUUAAGAAAGAUUUAAAGAGCCGUGAGGAUUAAACUCUAUCAGCUAAUAUCAUAUAAUCACUGACAACUUAUUGAUUAAGCUCAAGAAUAAGAUUAUUUUCCUUAUUAAUCUGCAUUUGGAGGAAAUUUGCAGCAUUUACUGUUGUAGAAAAACUGCAGUGUCGCAAACUCACAUGGAAAUCUGAACUUUUGCAGUGUCAGCACAAAGUAAAUUUUAAAAAAUGUUAAAACGCACAAGUGUGGUACCUGUAGAAGCGAUUUUCUUUCUUUUUUAGGUGCAAAAGUUGAAUAAAAAAAAACAAAUCUAAGUUAGAGUGAGUCGCAAACACAGUAAAAGUGCGAAACGUUGCAGUGAUCUUACAAAUUCUAGGUUUUUAUUUCUUCUGAUUGCUAAUUUAUUUAGAGAAUCGAUUCAAAAACACUCAUGAGGCUCUACAGCAGGUGUCAAACAGACCGACAGAGCGGUCCCUGUGUCCUCAGCGUACCGUUACCUCUCCAUGUCACCACGUCAUCUCCUCCUCCUCCUCCUCCUUCUCUCUGCGGAGCUUUAUUUGCAUCUUCAUUUGACUUUUAUCUGAUUGAGGCUCUCAAGUGUCAACUGAUUCAUUGUCUUCACUGUAACCUGACUGUAAGCUACCUGAACACACAGACACACACACACACACACACCUCGUGGACAGCUGAUGAGGUAAUGGCCUUUGGGCACAGACAUGCAAAAGUCCUCCUGUGGUCCUAAAAUAGACUCCAGGUUGAAAUUGAAAGCUGAUUGGUCCAUUUUUGUUCUGUUAUACAUCAUUUUUGCUCUGAUAGAGUCUUAUCCUUUCUUUUUUCAUGUUAUUUUUCUCCUUUUAUGUUUUUCUACUUUGACUUUUUACUACUUUGAGCUUCAAUCAGAAGAGCUCCUUCUGACUUCUUCAGAAAUCCGUCUUUGGCCUUAAAAUUUCUCUGACCUCGGUCUCUUCUGAGUGUUUUGACAUAAUUCGCUCAUAAACACACACACACACACACACACACACACAUAGACAUAGACAGUCAGGCAUCCACCCUGCGGAGGUGGAUUGUUUGAGGAAGGUACAGAUCUGGUGCCGCAAGACCGUCUGGUCCGACGAGUCUAACUGCAACUGCAAUGCGCUCUGUGUGUGUGUGUGUGUGUGUGUGUGUUUGUUUGUGUGUGUGCGUGUGUAUGUGGGGCAUGUAUGUGCGUGCAAAAUAAGCUGCAUUGAACAAUAGAGAUGUGCACACCCACACCCAUGCACACACACACAUACAUGGACUUAUUGAACUCGGCGUGUUUGCUAAUUGAGAGAUUGUGUAAAUAUGAAGCAGUGCAGAGGAGCGGAGUAUUGUGAAAGUCUAUUGUAGGAGAAAUCUCAUUUUCUGUCCCUCUGUUCUCUCUGUUUUCUCUUCUUUUGACUGACGCUCUUAUUUACGGGCAGCUGGUGCAGGGCCAAGUCAAAGGACCCCGAGUAUGAACCAAUCAGAAGCUCAGUUGCUGAUCAGUCCUCAAGUAUCCUCGAUAGAUGGAGCGAUCUGAUUUGAGAUUGUUGAAGUCUGAGGGCGCGUUCGCACCAUCCUCGUUUAGUCCGGUUGAACCGAACCCUGGAGCGUUUACCCCCUUGGCGCGGUUCGUUUGGGUCGGUGUGAACGCUGACCUCAAACUCUGGUGCGGACCAAAUAAACGAACUCUGGUGCCGCAGUUGGCGCUCACAGGCUAACGAGCCGUUCAUACGCGCGAUCGACUAGAUGAGUAGCAAAAGCAAAAUCAGCCUACGAUGCUCCAUGUCACGUGACUUCCGGUUGACUUCUGAACCCAAACCAUGCCAGUUAACCAAUCAAAACAAAUGUAUCAUCUUGCCUUGGAUUCGAAUCAGGAAACUGACCUUUAGGUGUGAACACGACCUUAAUCUCUUCCUCUGUCUCGUCUUGUCUUGUAGUCUCCAUCUUCCCGCCGUCGUCUCUGGUGAUGGAGGUCGAAGCCAGCCCCGCGGAGACGGCGCCGCUCUGCCUCACCAAGCAAACCCCAACCGAUCAACACACGCGAGCCGAGCUGCCAUCCAGCACCAUGCUGGGCAGACCUCAGAGCGACGGGGUGCCGCCCGCGGAGAGGUCGGACGUCAGGAGGAGGGCGCAGAGCAGCUCCCCGUAUAUCCGCUCCAAAAUCAAGGUAAGACGCGACCGGACCUUUACGGAUCAGCUUUAAUUUAAUUUAAUUUAAAGACCAAAGUCCAACAGUCGCUCUAAUUUCUCCUCCGCAGGUCACGACAGGCGAGUUACCUCCUCUUCCUCCUCCUCAUUCCCUCUCUCUUCCUCCCAUCCCCACCUCACCGUCUGUAACCACGCACGCCACUGUGAUACCGGUCGCCUCAACAACAACAACAACAACAACAACAACCACCCCUACCUCCCCGGAAGCCGUCUCUAUGGUAACCAGAUCAACAGGUCAAAGUCAGAGUCCGUCACCUGGGGCAAACGGGACGUUUGUGUGCCAGGUAGGUCACCCGACUGAAAAAGGCAGAAUACACGAAUUUACAGGUGACAACCCAGACUGAGCUGGAAGAUUCAUGUUUUAAUCGCUUUUUAGUUUAGAUUCUCGCUCAAAUUUUUUUAUUCACACCUGACAAAAAGUGUAGAAACUCAGAAAAAACUUAGAAUUGGAGAUUUUGGAUCUAGAAAAAAAUAGAUGUCAGGAUACACAAAUUUCAGUGUGUGCUGCGUUCAAGUUAUGUCAGAAGUCAGAUGUCGGAGCUGAAAAUGACGUCACGCCCAAGUUACCACUGUUUCAGUUAACAAGUCGGAAAAUGGAGGCCUGAAACAUGAUGGCUACAUCUUUGAAAGUUAGUUUAGCACUGGCCUUGUCCGGACAUGUGGCAAGCACUAAAAAAACGUUGUAGAUGUAGCCAUCUUGUUUCCACCUCCGAUUUUGCUUUUUCCGACUUGAUAACUGAAACGCUGGGAACUUGGGUGUGAGGUCAUUUUCGUCUUCUAAAUCUGAUUUCCGAGGUAACUUGAAUGCGGCAUUCGUCUUACUAGUGUUUGACAAAAAAAACCCAACCAGAAUGCACCUUUUAAUGUUCAAAAACUUGGAACUCAGAAGUCCGAGCUGAAAAUGACGUCACACCCGAGUUACCACUUUGGAAAAAAGCAAAAUCGGAGGCAGAAACAAGAUGGCUACAUCUACAAAAGUUAUCUUAGCGCUUGCCUUGUCCGAAUAUUAUGCAAGCGCAUAAUUUUGCCUGUUCUUGCUUUCCGAUUUUGCUUUUUUCCGAUUUGGUAACUCAAGUUUGACGUCAUUUUCAGCUCCGACAUCUGACUUCCGAGGUAACUCGAACGCAGCAUUAAUGUCAGUGUGUUAAGGUUAAGCGGAAUGUCCUUGUGUUGUUGCCGUAGAUCUGCCAGAAGGCCUUCCAGUACCAGCGGAUGUUAAACCGACACAUCAAGUGUCACAACGAGACCAAGAGGCACCUGUGCAGCUUCUGCGGAAAAGGGUUCAACGACACCUUUGACCUCAAGAGACACGUCCGCACGCACACAGGUGAGGACACACAAACACGCCGUCAGGUUAACUCGAAAACGCUCAAAUAUAAAAACAAGUAUGUGACGAUUAAUUUUCAUGUGUUCAUCCAGGAGUCCGUCCGUACAAGUGCACCCUCUGCGACAAGGCGUUCACCCAGCGCUGCUCCCUGGAGUCCCACAUGAAGAAGAUCCACAGCGUCACCCUCAAGUACGCCUACAAGGAGCGCCGCAACAAGCUGUACGUGUGCGAGGAGUGCGGCCACACGGCGGCAACUCAGGACGAGCUGCUGAUCCACCUGCACUCGCUUCAUCCCGACAGCCACCUGCUCAAAGGAAAGGCCGCAAGGAAAAGUGGAGGGAGAGAGGGCGGAUCGGUGGGAGGGUCCACGCCUUGCUCUCCUCAAGGCGCCGACAGCGAUGAUACCUCUGGAUCAGGCGACCACUGAGAGGAAGAUUAAGACGACAAACUCAGGGGGGGAAAGGAUGAAGGAUGUUUACUGACGGACAAAAAGAGGAAGUGAUGCGAGAGAGAGGUGGAAGAAAAGAGCGGGAAAGUGUGUGAAUAAUAUACGUGUGCGUGGAUUUGGGUUUUUGUACAUAAUAAUGAAAUAAUCCAAGUGUGACUCUGGCUAACAUAUGUAUAUUUACACGGGUUGUGAUGAUGUGAAUGAGCGGGUAAACGUGUCUCUCCAUUUGUGCUGCAUGUAAAAAUAUCCUGUGGGCUUCGUUGUACAGUACUGACAGGUUUUAUAUGAAAAUAAGUUCAUUAAAGGGAGUAAUAUAUUACAAAAACAGA
Xyrichtys novacula (pearly razorfish) is the source of this 8422-nucleotide messenger RNA. Lineage: Eukaryota; Metazoa; Chordata; Actinopteri; Labriformes; Labridae. The record is from the annotation of a GenBank genome assembly.